Messenger RNA from Zea mays, 1042 nucleotides. RefSeq lists its product as uncharacterized. The transcript is spliced from 4 exons. Lineage: Eukaryota; Viridiplantae; Streptophyta; Magnoliopsida; Poales; Poaceae. The coding region runs from base 1 to 810 and encodes 269 amino acids. The record is from RefSeq and is a predicted model, not a curated record.
AUGAGUGGUGUUGCCCAAUUUGAAGGGAUUGCGUUGGCGGCCGAGAAGGGGCGGUCGUCCGGCUCGAUUGCCUGGAGCGAAGGCACAACACGAUCCGCGGCCAGCUCAGCUGCCUGGCGCGGCAGCCUCGGCUCGGCGGCCCACGACCUGCCAACGCAGCGGCGCGCUGGCUCGGCGCGACAGCCUUCACAGCUCGCCCGCAGCGACGCGACGGCCCAAGCGUGGCCAUGGCGCGUAGGGCCCACCGCGCCCCAUCCAACAGCGCGCCCUCCCCCUCGACCCACCCUGCGCAACCGCAUCCGCAGCCGCUGCCCCCGCCCUGUACCAUCUCGGACAUUUGGCCCAGCGCGCCCCCAACCCACCUCUCGUGCUGUUUGCCCGGCUGCACAACGUGCACGCGUGGACAAGUUGCCCAGCCCGCAAGGCACUAUUCAUCUUCCCAAAACCACCUCUCUCCUCUGGCUAUGCCCAUGUCGCCUCUCCCUCACCAAAACCGCUCGCCCAGCCGCCCAUGACGCUCCAGAUCAGCACCUUGCUGCUCGCCCUCGUCUUCCUGUAGCUGCUCGUCGUGCCGCCAGAUCGACGUCUGCUCGCUGCUGCCGUGUAGACUAUGAUCCAUUCCGAGCUUCGAGGAAUCGACGAUCAAGCUUCGGCGACCAAGAGAUCAAACUCUUCAAGUUCUACAAGGCUGAAGACCCUGAGCAUAUGUUUGGUGAAGGUUGCCCUUGGUGCAAUCUAUGCUCAGGUAAAGAAGAAGGUGUCGAGGUGGAUCUCCAGGAGUUCCAGGACUUCGACGAGUUCGAGGAUUAGGCUUGCAACCUCCCCCAGUCAGCUGCCUGUGGUGGGUUGUUUACGAUGGCUACGUUUCGAUUCUGUGUACUUUGAUUUAUAUUAUGUAAAUGGCUCUAGUUUGUAAUAUUAUUACUUACUCUUUAUUGUAAUUCGAAGCAUUGUGUUAUGAUGAGUCAUUUAUGUAAUCGUUGUGUACAUGAAUUUCUGAUCAUGGCACGUACAUGGUUCACAUUCGGUUUACCUUCCAAAA